This is a messenger RNA of Orbicella faveolata, 777 nucleotides long. RefSeq names its product inositol polyphosphate-4-phosphatase type I A-like. Gene Ontology annotation, molecular function: phosphatidylinositol-3,4-bisphosphate 4-phosphatase activity. The record is from RefSeq and is a predicted model, not a curated record. NCBI's taxonomy places the organism in Eukaryota, Metazoa, Cnidaria, Anthozoa, Scleractinia, Merulinidae. Gene Ontology annotation, cellular component: cytoplasm.
AUGCCCAAUUCGAGACUAGAGUUCUAUACAGAGAGAUGGUUUCGUCUCAGAGGAAAUUUGUUAUUCUACUUUAAGACCAAGGACAAGACAUCUGAUCCAGUAGGUGCUAUUGUACUGGAGCGAUGCAGGGUGCUGAAAGAUUCUUCACCUCAGAAGAAGCAUGGAUUCACAAUCGUAUUUGAUGAAGAUGACACUCAAAGAUACCACCUCAAUGGAAAGUCAACAAAAGACACUGAAGAAUGGAUGGAAAAAAUUAGAAAUGCGAGUUAUGAAAGUCUGAGGAACAAGCUCUUAAGUUUGAGGAAACAAUUGAUGGAAAUAACAGGAAAGGAUCCAUUGCCAGAAUUCCACCCUUUGGCUCAACAAGAGCCUUUGAAGCCUGGAAUCGGUCAGUACUCUUCCACUAGUGCAGCAGAUGCAGACGAAACUCCAUUCUUAGAAAUGUGUAUUGCAUGUCACAACCUGAUCAGUACUGAGGAAGGAAAAUUACCAAAUGCUUUUGUUGAAAUCAGAACAAUGACUCCACCAGCUACAACAUGGAGUAAACAUGCUCAAACUGAAAUUAUAGAGCAAAGUUGUGAUCCGUAUUUCUUGACAACUGUGGUGUUCCCAGAUGGAGCUGUGAAUGAACUGACUCGCUUGAAGUUAGCGGUGUUUGAUGUUAGAGACAGGGAGAAAGAAGAGAUGUCCUUGUUAGGCCAAGCAGUGUGUACUAUGGGGGACAUUUUGACAUCAGUAGAUCAGAAAUUGCUCUUGACUUUGACGUAAGUAUUUAAA